Molecule: messenger RNA, 1068 nt
Organism: Helianthus annuus (common sunflower)
Lineage: Eukaryota; Viridiplantae; Streptophyta; Magnoliopsida; Asterales; Asteraceae
Exons: 2
Coding region: 1-1068 (355 amino acids)
Source: RefSeq, a predicted model, not a curated record
AUGCGCUUUGGAGAAAAGUUACAGAUGCUAUUCAUGGGUCUCGUAGAAGAUGGGAUAUGUUCCCGUGUAAUAACAAGUUUUCAGGAGCAUGGUCUAAAAAUAGUCUUGUGCGGUCGAAAGCUAAAGGUGGGAGAGGUUCCGUUUGUUGGAAUGAUUAAAGGUAGUGUGGGUAAUGGUACAAAAAUAAGGUUUUGGAUCGACCCUUGGAUCGACCACAUGCCUCUUAAACAACGAUUUCCGUCUCUAUUUCGGCUUGAGUCGGAUUAUUGGUGUGUGUUGGCGGAUAGGAUUGAGACACAAAAUGAUGGUAAUUUGAGCACCUGGGAUUGGAAGAGAUACCCGACAACUGAGCAAGAGAUGAUUGAAGUUGUUGAGUGUCAAAGAUUGAUCACGGGGACUCGGCUUUCACAGGCCGAAGAUUCUUGGGUUUGGAGUAUUGGAGAUUCGAAGGAUUACUUGGUUAAAGAGGUAGAAGAUUGGUUAAAGAGCACCGGCUCUGAGGAGGUUAGCAAGCUAUUUGAAUGGUGCAAGUGGAUUCCAAGCAAGUGCAAUAUUUUCAUGUGGAGAGCCCUUCUUGAUAGAAUUCCCACUCGAUGUGCGCUUCGAAGAAGGAACAUAUCAACUGGACACAGCUGCUGCGUUUUUUGUGAAGAUGUCGACGUGACAGCAGAUCACUUGUUUACUGUAUGCAGGUUUGCGGAUGGAGUUUGGAAUGGCAUCGUUUCUUGGUGCAGGUUACCACCGAUGAUUAUGUUUUCUGUCGAUGAUAUACCGAAGAUUGUUGAUCAAAUGGGCGGUUCAAAGUCUAGGAGAAGCAUUGUGUACGGUAUUUUCAUUAUAACGUGUUGGAGAAUUUGGAAGGCGAGGAACGAAAAGGUUUUUUUCAACAUUACUAGGAGUGUGAGCCAUGUCGUUUCGGAUGUAAAAUCGUUGAGCUUUCUUUGGUAUAGAAGGAUGGGUAAGGAUGCGGUUGUAGAUUGGAUAGUUCAUAGGGCGGCGGUUUUGCAGAAAGUAACCGUUUGCAAUUAUCACUACUAUUUGAGUUUGAUAUUUGGAGAUAUCAUUUAA